AUGAAAGAAUUGGGACGCAGUUACAUCUGGUGGCCAUCGAUUGAUGUUGACAUAGAAGAGACGGCAGGAAUCUGCAAUCAGUGUCAGCAGCAACGCAACAAUCCAUGUUCAGCGCCAGUGCAUCCCUGGGUAUGGCCAACGAAGCCGUGGCAAAGAGUGCACAUUGAUUUUAUGGGACCGUUCAUGAACAAAAUGUUUCUCAUUUUAGUUGACGCGCAUUCCAAGUGGCCGGAGGUGUGGGAGAUGUCUUCCACGACGUCUUCAGCGACAAUUCAGAAAUUGCGGGAAGCCUUCAGCAGGUAUGGAUUGCCAGAGACUAUCGUAUCAGAUAAUGGUACACAAUUUACCUCAGAAGAAUUCAAAAGUUUUGUGCGUGCUAACGGAAUUCGCCACGUGCUAACCGCGCCGUAUCUCCCUUCGACAAAUGGCAUCGCAGAACGAUUUGUUCAGUCCCUGAAGCAAGGGCUUAAGAAGAGCAACGUUCAUCCUCUACAUCUGCGAUUGUACAAUUUCCUGAUGACUUACCGCAACACGCCACAUGCCACUACAAGGGAAUGUACGGCAACACUCAUGAUGGGUAGGCGUCUACGAUCCAGAUUGGAUCUUGUAAGGCCAUCGCUGCACUCCGAAGUCCAACAUCGACAGUUCAAGGGUGCCAUCAACAGACGUGCUCGCGGAAGAACAUUCAACGUUGGAGAUACAGUGCUUGUGCGAAAUUACCGGGGCCACCCUAAGUGGUUAAGAGGUGUGAUUGUUGGACAGUCGGGGCCAGUGUCUUUUCAGGUGAAGGUAUCAACCCGGACGGGAUUUCAUGUCUGGAGAAGACAUCAGGACCAGCUUCUGACCUCUGGGUAUCCUGAUCAAGUUCAGCACCAAGGAUCAUCAGCAAACGACCUGUGGUGGGACUCUACUGGAAGUUCCGAACCUGGCACAUGCAACGCGCCUAUCGAAAGACAGGCUGCGGUCGCCGCGCGACGAUAUCCUCAGCGUCAAAGACGUCCACCCGAUUUCUAUCGUCCAACAUGA
Molecule: messenger RNA, 1026 nt
Organism: Ornithodoros turicata
Lineage: Eukaryota; Metazoa; Arthropoda; Arachnida; Ixodida; Argasidae
Exons: 1
Coding region: 1-1026 (341 amino acids)
Biological process (GO): DNA integration
Molecular function (GO): nucleic acid binding
Source: RefSeq, a predicted model, not a curated record